This is a messenger RNA of Anthostomella pinea, 3018 nucleotides long. Lineage: Eukaryota; Fungi; Ascomycota; Sordariomycetes; Xylariales; Xylariaceae. The record is from the annotation of a GenBank genome assembly.
AUGUUCGGGGUCGCACCAGGGGUCACUGCACCGGACCACAUGCCUCUGCCCGCUCUUCAGAAGAAUGCCAGCGUGCGGUACAAGAGCAGGCAGGCAUCAUUUGUUUCCUUCAGGGACGAUACGAGGUUGGUUGCGUUCCGUUACGACCAGACCGUGGCAGCCGAGCCUCCUAUUCCCAUCCCGCCCCCUCGCUCGUCUCGACGCCCGCCACCGCGGCCCAUCUCCUGCAUUACUGCCUCUCUGCCCAAUAGAACACCACAACCACCUCCUCGCCCCGCUCCUCCCACUGAGCAGCAUCCCGCACUUCGAACCAUCACCACUCCGCGCUCAACCCAGGACACCGCAAAGAGGGACUCGGGUCACGCGCCCACAGUUUCCUCGCACACGCGCACCUACGAUGAGGAGGACAGCAGCGACGAGGACGACGACGACCCUUUCGCCUACGAGAAGAUCGACACGCUUCCUCCAGUCCCUCAAGUUCUCCCUCUGCGCCUGAAGGGCGGCUCCAUCUCGCCGUCCAUCUACUCGGAGCCCGACCUGGACCUGCGCAGAGUCAGCGAAGCCGGCAGCGGCAUCAGCAGCCCAUUGUCGUCGCCUGCCCUCUCAGACGGUAACACGGUGUCGCCGGCGUCGCCUGUCACGCCGCCUGUCCAGUUCACCAAGAGAUUCGGCAGGGCCUUUAGCCUGCGAUCAACCUCCUCGUCGUCCUCCAGGGCUACCGGUACGAUGAAGAGGUUGCGGAAGAAGUCGCUAUCGGGCGUGCCAAGCCCACACACUAGCGGUACUACUGAGUCGGGCAUGUCGGGCACGGGCAGAGGCGAGGGAGCGCUGGGGUCCCCACUGAUACUCCUGAGCGCCCUAGGGUCGGCCGCUAAUAACAGUCCCCUGCCCCCCCAUCCCCACCUGCACCUCGUCCACCAUGCCCACAACACGAGGAACUUGGAUGCCACCACUGCCACACCAUCGGGCGAUCCCCAUUUGUCGCCAAUCAUCUCCACCACCAUCCCCACCGACAGCUUGAUCGAGGAUGACUUUAUGACCCAGCUAUCCUUCUCCAAACGCGGCAGCAUCAUCUUUGGUGGCCAGCGUCCGCGCACCAAGACCAAGAUGUCGGCCAAAGACAACGACGUCCCUGCCGUCGCGGCUGUCAAAAGGACCAGAGAGUACCGCGCCUUUCCCCUGGUACCGCCCGCGAAGAAGCCCCAGACCCCUGCCGGCCCUGCGCAACCGCGUCAGGAUGAUAGGGGCGUCCACGAUACCAACCACGGUACUGUCGCACAGCCAACCGACCGUGCCGUGAAUGUUAACCACGCGCAACCCCAAACCGUGCCCGACACCUUGUCCACCCCCCGCCUGCUGCCUCCCAGCAUCCGGGUCAUAUCUGUAGAGGCCGAGAAGGAAUCUCAAAAGGUGAGAUCGCUCUAUGAAUCCGGGGAGGGUCUCAGUUGGGAAGAGGGCGGUGGGCACUCAUCACUCGGUGAGCGCCUCGAGCCCACAGGGGAAGUCCCGUCAAAUGAGGAUGAGAAUGACGCGUCAAACGGCCGACCUGGACACCCUACUCUAACCUCGGCUUCUACUGUGUCGCUACAAGAUAGCACGCUGCGUCGCGACCACGAAUUGGCUGGAGGGAUUGAGGACUGGGAGGGAGUCGAGGGUCAGGAUGUCGAUCGUUACGGUUUCAUAUCUCCCCAACGGCCAGACUCAUCACGGCCGAGUACAGCGACCGAGACCCUGUCUGUGGAGUUUUCGCCGCGCAAACAGAGGAACGUCUUGUUCCGAAAGGACGCAGCAGCACACUCGCUGGGAAACAAGCGCACGCCUACUAGGAAAGUGUCGGCUCGCUCCCUAAACACACAGGCGUCGGAGUAUUCAACGGCGUCGCGCCGUUCCACUCGUUCAGUCCUACGCCAGGCCAGCAACCUGCUCCCCCACAACAAGGACAGAAGGCUGGUGGACGAGGCAGGUGACCUACUUGAAGAACAACCGAGCCUGUCCUACAUCGAUGAAGAUGAGCCCUCCGAGAAAGCGAUCGCCGAGCUGAAGCGGAAAGAACAGGAGCGCACUGACAAGUGGCGAAGGAUGGCCAAGGUUGUGAAGCCUGGCGAUGAGGGACAAGGCAUGAUCUUCGAGUUUGACCCAAAGCACCCGAAGCUGGUCCAACGAACAUGGAAGGGUAUCCCUGAUUGUUGGCGAGCAGCGGCUUGGUACUCGUUCCUGGCCUCCAGUGCCAAGGCCAGCCCGAUACCUUUUGCAACAGACGAGGAGAUCAAGGCUGACUUCCGCCGCCUGGUCGAGCAACCGUCACCAGAUGAUGCUCAGAUCGAUCUGGAUGUGCCGAGGACCAUCAACCAGCACAUCAUGUUCCGCAGAAGAUAUCGGGGAGGACAGAGAUUGUUGUUCCGAGUCUUGCACGCCCUGUCCGUCUACUUUCCUGACACGGGCUAUGUCCAAGGCAUGGCUCCUUUGGCUGCGACUUUUCUCAGCUACUACGAUGAAGAGCAAUGCUUCGUGAUGCUUGUUCGUCUCUGGAAGUACCGUGGGCUGAACCGCAUAUAUCAGUCUGGAUUCGAAGAGUUGAUGGGCGCAUUGAAGGACUUCGAGACGCAUUGGUUGGGUACCAAAGACGUUGCUGAGAAACUAAAUGAGCUUUGCAUUGACCCAACCGCAUAUGCCACCCGAUGGUACCUGACUCUGUUCAACCUCUCGAUACCCUUUGCGGUCCAACUUCGUGUGUGGGACGUCUUCAUACUGCUCGGGUCUUCGCCUUUGGAAACACCCAACGGUGUUACAAGCAGCAAGGAUGUUACAGAUCAUCCUUCCUCCAAGGGACUCGAGAUUCUUCAUGCCACUAGUCUCGCCAUCAUCGACACUCUCAACGACCGUCUUAUCGAUUCAGAUUUCGAAAAUGCGAUGAAGGUCCUUACUUCGUGGGUUCCUAUCAAGGACGAACAAGGAUUCCUCCACAUCGUAUACCUCGAGUGGAAGAGAUACCAGAGUAAACAGAAGAAGAAGGUUUAG